AUGGCUGCUCGGCAGAGAUCUGUGGACUCCUUCUGUCAGCGCACUCUGACUGCUGGCUGCCUCCUCCUCACUGCCCUGUGGGUGCAGGGUGGAGCCGCUGUGCCUGUUGGUUCUCAAUGCAGACUGAACAAGGUUGACUUACCGCCGCCCGAAGUUACCAACCACACCUUCAGGCUGGCCGAGGAGGCCAGUUUGGCAGAUAACAACACAGAUGUUCGUCUCUUUGGGUAUUAUCAGCUGUUCCGUGGAGUGAAUGUGCCAGAUUAUUGUUACCUGAUGAAGCAGGUUCUGAACUUUACCGUUGAAGAAGUGCUGCGCCCCAACUCUUAUAGGUACCAGCCCUAUAUGGACACAGUGCUCCCCUAUCUGAUAAGGAUCAAUAACAAGCUGAACCAAUGUCAUAUUGACAGAGAUGAUCACAAUAUCCAGAGAAAUGUGCAAAAACUGAAGGAGACUGUUCGAAAGCUUGGAGAGAGUGGAGAAAUCAAAGUAAUUGGAGAACUGAACUCGCUUCGUGAUCUUCUGGUCAUUGGAUGCUUUAAAUUAGAGUAA
Messenger RNA from Sorex araneus (European shrew), 552 nucleotides. RefSeq names its product interleukin 22 (gene IL22). Gene Ontology annotation, cellular component: extracellular region. The record is from RefSeq and is a predicted model, not a curated record. NCBI's taxonomy places the organism in Eukaryota, Metazoa, Chordata, Mammalia, Eulipotyphla, Soricidae. The coding region runs from base 1 to 552 and encodes 183 amino acids. The transcript is spliced from 5 exons.